Monopterus albus (swamp eel) is the source of this 1875-nucleotide messenger RNA. RefSeq names its product RNA 2',3'-cyclic phosphate and 5'-OH ligase (gene rtcb). Bases 164 to 1681 code for a protein of 505 amino acids. Gene Ontology annotation, cellular component: nucleus; tRNA-splicing ligase complex. The transcript is spliced from 12 exons. Gene Ontology annotation, biological process: tRNA splicing, via endonucleolytic cleavage and ligation. NCBI's taxonomy places the organism in Eukaryota, Metazoa, Chordata, Actinopteri, Synbranchiformes, Synbranchidae. Gene Ontology annotation, molecular function: RNA ligase (GTP) activity; RNA ligase (ATP) activity. The record is from RefSeq and is a predicted model, not a curated record.
UUGCGUUUUGGAUCAUCUUCAUGCGUCAUGCUAUUAACAAUCGCGUUUUCUGCCUAAAUACUUGCGGGCUUCCGUCUCUUCCUUGCUGCUGGCAUUUGGCACCAAACAGCCGUUGAAUCGCAGCGUUAAUUUCUGUGAGUUAUAACAUUUCUGGAUCCAGAAAAUGAGCCGAAAUUACAACGAUGAGCUGCAGUACCUGGAAAAAAUCAACAGUAACUGCUGGAGGAUUAAAAAGGGGUUUGUUCCCAACAUGAAGGUCGAAGGGAUUUUCUAUGUGAAUGACUCUCUGGAGAAACUGAUGUUUGAGGAGCUUCGUAACGCCUGCCGAGGAGGAGGCGUGGGUGGUUUCCUUCCAGCCAUGAAACAAAUUGGCAAUGUGGCAGCACUGCCUGGAAUUAUACACAGGUCCAUCGGGCUCCCAGACGUCCACUCUGGAUAUGGAUUUGCUAUCGGAAACAUGGCAGCCUUCGACAUGAACGACCCUGAAGCUGUGGUGUCUCCAGGUGGGGUGGGAUUCGACAUCAACUGUGGUGUCCGUCUGCUGAGGACAAACCUGGAUGAGCGGGAUGUUCAGCCAGUGAAGGAGCAGCUGGCCCAGUCUCUGUUCGACCACAUCCCAGUGGGAGUCGGGUCCAAGGGAGUCAUCCCCAUGGGAGCCAAGGACCUGGAGGAGGCUUUGGAGAUGGGUGUGGACUGGUCUCUGAGGGAGGGCUAUGCCUGGGCCGAGGACAAGGAGCACUGCGAGGAGUACGGCAGGAUGCUGCAGGCCGACCCCAACAAAGUCUCCUCCAAGGCCAAGAAGAGAGGGCUGCCACAGCUGGGGACUCUGGGAGCAGGAAACCACUACGCUGAGAUCCAGGUGGUGGAUGAGAUCUACAAUGACUACGCCGCCAAGAAGAUGGGUAUCGACCACAAAGGCCAGGUGUGCGUGAUGAUCCACAGCGGCAGCAGAGGCCUGGGACACCAGGUGGCCACAGAUGCUCUGGUUGCCAUGGAGAAGGCGAUGAAGCGGGAUAAGAUCACGGUGAAUGACCGACAGCUGGCCUGUGCUCGUAUCACCUCAGAGGAAGGCCAGGACUACCUGAAGGGCAUGGCUGCUGCAGGAAACUACGCCUGGGUCAACCGUUCAUCGAUGACCUUCCUCACCAGACAGGCCUUUUCUAAAGUGUUUGGCACCACGCCGGAUGACCUGGACAUGCACGUCAUCUACGACGUUUCGCACAACAUUGCUAAAGUGGAAGAGCACAUGGUGGAUGGGAAACAGAAGACUCUGCUGGUCCACCGCAAAGGAUCCACCCGAGCCUUCCCCCCGCACCACCCCCUCAUCCCUGUAGACUACCAGCUCACGGGUCAGCCGGUGUUGAUCGGAGGGACGAUGGGCACCUGCAGUUACGUCCUCACAGGGACCGAACAAGGAAUGACAGAAACGUUCGGCACCACCUGUCAUGGAGCAGGUCGCGCUCUGUCUCGAGCAAAGUCCCGCAGGAAUCUGGACUUCCAGGACGUCUUGGACAAACUGGCUGACAUGGGCAUCGCCAUCCGAGUGGCUUCACCCAAACUGGUCAUGGAGGAGGCUCCUGAAUCAUACAAGAACGUGACAGAUGUGGUCAACACGUGUCACGACGCCGGGAUCAGCCAGAAGGCGAUCAAACUACGACCCAUCGCUGUGAUCAAAGGCUGAUGCUGCAGUUAGACAAUUUAGUGCAAAUCAAGGUUGUGGACUCAUGAUGCAGGAAUCUAAGUUCUUUUUCCUUUUGAAGUGAAUUUAUGUUGAGAAACUGCAGAGGAAACAGGAAACUGAAAAUCUGAUUUCUGACCUUUAAAAUGUUUAGUUUUUGCCAAAUAAAGAUCAUUUCAGAAAUGAAUUUAACCUAA